Molecule: messenger RNA, 2572 nt
Organism: Misgurnus anguillicaudatus (oriental weatherfish)
Lineage: Eukaryota; Metazoa; Chordata; Actinopteri; Cypriniformes; Cobitidae
Product: myotubularin-related protein 9-like
Biological process (GO): negative regulation of autophagy; phosphatidylinositol dephosphorylation
Cellular component (GO): cytoplasm
Molecular function (GO): protein phosphatase binding
Source: RefSeq, a predicted model, not a curated record
AAAGUUGAGAAACAAACAAACUUCGAGCGAACAGACGCAGCACACCUCACGACCGCGCGCGCACACGCGUUUAGGGCGUUUAUUUUGGUCAGAUGUCGGUGUAUUCAUGAUGACAACGUGCAUUAAGAUCAGUGGGUGGAUGUUUUUAGGUGCUUAACAUUUGCGGAAGACGGAUGAAGCGCAUGUAGCGGAUCUUAACUCGGCGUAAGAAUUAACAGAUGGUGAAAUGGAGUUAUCGGAACAUAUAAAGACCGCUAAUGUUGAAGAUGUUACUCUGAUACGACCUUUCCAUCCACCGCUGAAAGGAACCCUGUGUGUUACCAGCCAUCACCUUUUAUUCUCGGAUAGAAAGGAAGAAGGUUCUCGGCAACUUUUGCUUCUCCUCAGGAACAUCGAUGCCAUUGAGAAAAGUGUCGAGAAUCUUUUCGGAUACCCCAGCUACACAUCUAAAGCAGGCCCAAGGGCUCAGGGAUCGUCUGGCACUGUUACUAUUAAAUGUAAGGACCUGCUUGUCCUUCAGCUGGAAAUUCCUGGAAUGGAGGAAUGUCUGAACAUAGCCAGUUCUAUAGAGACUCUCUCGUCUUUGGAAAGUGUAAGAGAGAUGUAUCCCUUCUUCUACAGACCUUCACAUCUCUCUCUUCAGGGUCCAUGGGGUCUGUCUUCAACAGAGCAGUAUUACAAGCAAACAGAAAGAUUGUGGGACAGCUGGAGGCUCAGUAAUGUAAAUUCGGACUACUCUGUAUGUCCGUCGUAUGCACGCACUGCCAUUGUUCCUCGCGAGGUGGAUGAUGACAUGCUGAUCCGCUCGGCACGGUUCAGGCAGGGCGGCAGGUUUCCUGUGCUCUCCUACUGUCACCAUAGGAACCGAAUGGUCAUCAUGCGAAGCAGUCAGCCUUUGACAGGAGCCAAUAGAAAGCGAUGCAAAGAAGAUGAGCUUCUUCUCCAGGCUGUGAUUGGUGGGUCAGAAUUGGGUUACAUCGUCGAUUUGCGUUCGGCCCAGCAAGCCCAGCAAGCCCGGAUGACAGGAGGAGGAUUCGAGUCUAAAUCGUGCUAUAACCACUGGAAAAGACUGCACAGACACCAUGAAAGGGGUAAGGUUCUGCAAGAAAGCCUGAUCAAGUUGGUGGAAGCGUGUGCUGAUUCAUCUCACAGUGUGGACCGAUGGCUUAGCAAAUUAGAGAACUCCAAAUGGCUUUCUCACGUUCACAGCGCUUUGUCCACCGCAGGUCUUGUAGCAGAAUGUGUGGAGAGGGAUGGUCACUCUGUGCUUGUUCAUGGCUCGGAGGGAACAGACACCACAUUGCUGGUGACCACGCUGGCUCAGCUUAUCUUAGAUCCCGCCUGUAGAACGCUUAAUGGAUUCCUUGGCCUGCUGGAAAGGGAGUGGAUACAGGCUGGACAUCCGUUCCAACAGCGCUGUGCUCAUUCGGCCCAUUCUCACGCCCGUCUAAAACACGAGUGCCCAUCUUUCUUGCUGCUGUUGGACUGUGUAUGGCAGAUGUGGAGGCAGUUUCCCCUGGCGCUGGAGUUUAGCGAAGCCCUGCUGCUUCGGUUGGCACAGGAGGUUUAUGCAUCUGACUAUGGGACCUUUUUGUGUAACAGCGAGCAGGAGAGAUGUGCUUUAGGGGUGAAGGAGAACACACACUGUUUGUUUCAGUCCCUGUUAAAGCCCGAUAUAGUAGAGCAGUACCUGAACCCACUGUAUGAACACACGGAUUUGGCCAUCUGGCCCUCAGUGCAUCCUCAGUCUUUACAGCUAUGGACAGGUUUGUUCCUCAGAUGGACUGAGCAUGCUCAGAAUAUGGAGGAAGCUCGGGAGGAGAUUCUGAACAUUGUAAAAGAGAACCGUCAGAGAGUUGGACCCGACCAGACCACUCCCACAUCCAGUACACACUGUGAUACCUUCACCCCAUUCGAGAACCUCAUGGAUGAGUUGACUAUAUUUUGACAUCAUAGUGCAAAAGACAUUUUAAAGUCCUUUAAAAGCACAACUGAAUGUUUUUCAUCAAGCAUACGGUCAUUUAAAAAGCUAUCAAACAUUAUUUGCCAAUUGGAUGUUUUAUUAUUAAAGAAUAAUCAGACAUACUGUAUGUUAAAGACCAUUUAAAGAUCAGACAUAUUGACUGCCUUCUGUCUGAGCAUCAGUUAAACUGAGUAAAGGAUGAAUCUAAGAUGUUUAGAUACACAUAUAAACUAUAUGCUACAGUAACAAUACUGUAACAAAUACCAAGGAUGUUGUUUUAAAUUCCAUCUAUUCCAACCAAAAAUCAUAAUUUGAUGUAAUUGACUGUGUUUUUCAUAAAUACUAAUGGAGCCAAAUGGGAUUAUUUCCUUAACGGUAAUCAUCUGAAUAUGGAAAUUACUCCUUAGUACUAAAUAUUGAUGCAAACAGUCUCAGUUAGAGGGAAAACUAUGUAUUAUUGCGCCAGUUUGUAUAUGUGGCAUAUGUGUUCCUCAAAUUGUUACAGGAGAAGCAUCAAUGAUGAUGCCUUAUCAUUAUGAACUGUGUAAUGCACUGUUUAAAGUUUUUAUGUUCAUUGUUUAAUUGUACACUUUUCAUAAACAAUUACAG